Molecule: messenger RNA, 7188 nt
Organism: Archocentrus centrarchus (flier cichlid)
Lineage: Eukaryota; Metazoa; Chordata; Actinopteri; Cichliformes; Cichlidae
Gene: clip3
Product: CAP-GLY domain containing linker protein 3
Exons: 14
Coding region: 120-2012 (630 amino acids)
Biological process (GO): cytoplasmic microtubule organization
Cellular component (GO): nucleus; microtubule plus-end; cell cortex
Molecular function (GO): microtubule plus-end binding
Source: RefSeq, a predicted model, not a curated record
CGGCGGAAGGAGAGCAGCGUCACAGAGGUUAGUGCUGCGGAGCUGCGAUCAGAAAGGAGAGGAGCUCAUCAACGACUCACCCACCAGCGGCUUGUUUUCAGGCUGCAGAAUCCUUCAUCAUGACAAAAGAGGAGAACCUGGAGGUGCAGGAGAAGGAGAGGCAUGACCGGGAGGAGCAGGAGGAAGGGAGGGUCCAGAGAGAGGAAGAGGAGGCGCUGACUGAAGAAGAAGAAGAGGAGGAGGAGGAAGAAGAGGAGGACGAGGAAGAAGAGGAGGAGUAUGAGCUAGAGGAGGAGAGAGAGCAGGAGGAGAGGACAGAAGUGGAGGAAGAUGAGGAAGACGAGCAACAGGAGGAGGAGCGGGAAGAGAGAGAGGAGCGAGAGGAAGAGGAGGAGGCUCAGGCCGAAACAGAGCCAGAGCCCGCGUCUGUGUCCGAGUACCAGAGUCCGGUUCACGAGCCGCGCCGCCGAGCCAUGGUACACCCGUCCGCCCAGGCACCACUGCCCAAAGACUACGCGUUCACCUUCUUCGACCCAAAUGACCCGGCCUGCCUGGAGAUCCUCAUGAAUCCCCAAACCACGGUUCCUGAGCUGUUUGCCAUCGUGCGUCAGUGGGUUCCCCAGGUGCAGCACAAGAUUGACAUCAUCGGCAAUGAGCUCCUGAAGCGUGGCUGCCAUGUGAACGACCGUGACGGUUUGACAGACAUGACGCUGCUUCACUACAGCUGUAAGGCUGGAGCUCAUGGAGUUGGCGACCCGGCGGCAGCGCUGCGUCUCACCACUCAGCUGAUCUCCCUGGGCGCCGACGUGAGUCUGAGGAGCCGCUGGACCAACAUGAACGCCCUGCACUACGCCGCCUACUUUGACGUUCCAGAGCUGAUCCGAGUUCUGCUCAAAGCAGCCAAACCCAGAGUCCUAAACUCCACAUGCAGUGAUUUCCACUAUGGGACAGCUCUCCACAUCGCCGCCUCCAACCUCUGCCUGGGUGCAGUCAAAUGUCUGCUGGAACAUGGAGCCAACCCCACCGUCCGGAACGAUAAGGGUCAGGUUCCAGCAGAGGUGGUUCCAGACCCAAUGGACAUGAGCCUGGACAAGGCGGAGGCAGCAAUGGUGGCCAAAGAGCUGAAGCAGCUUCUGCUGGAUGCUGUUCCUCUGAGCUGCAACCUUCCCAGAGCCACACUGCCCAACUACGACAACAUCCCAGGAAACCUGAUGCUGGCUGCUCUGGGGCUGAAGCUGGGAGACCGCGUGGUGCUGGAUGACAUGAAGACUGGCACUCUGAGGUUUUGUGGUACUACAGAGUUCGCUAGCGGUCAGUGGGUCGGCGUGGAACUAGAUGAGCCAGAGGGGAAAAACGAUGGAAGCGUAGGUGGUGUCCGCUACUUCAUCUGUCCUCCUAAACUAGGGAUUUUCGCUCCAGUCUCAAAGAUUUCCAAGGCCAUAGACCAGAUGCCUUCAUCUGUCACCUCCACCCCAAGAACACCCCGCAUAGAUCUGGCCUCCCGCCUUGCAGGAAAGACCAAGAAGGAGAAAGAGAAGAAGGAGAAAGAGAGAGAGAAAGCCCAAAAGAAGAAGUCUUCAGUAGCCAGUCUGGAUCCAGAGGGCAUGAAUGUGGAAGUUGGAGAUCAAGUUCUGGUGGCUGGACAGAAACACGGCAUCGUCCGUUACUUUGGCAAGACAGACUUUGCUCCAGGUUACUGGUUCGGUAUCGAGCUGGAUCAGCCCACAGGGAAACACGACGGCUCAGUGUUUGGAGUCCGCUACUUCAGCUGCCUGCCCAAAUAUGGAGUGUUUGCUCCGCCCUCUCGCGUCCAGAGAAUUGGAGGCCCUAAAGACGGCUCACAGAACGACAACUCCACAGUGAAGAAGGUCCACCAGAUCACCAUGUCACAGCCGAAGCGCAACUUCAACACAAUGCGUUCUCCUAAAGACCUAACAUCUGAGAGCUCCAUAUCCAGGUUGCUGUUCUGUUGUUGGUUUCCGUGGAUGCUGCGUGCUGAGAUGCAGUCCUAACUACACCCUUCCUCUUCUCUCUUCUACUUCACUACCAGAUCAGUCUCUCCGCUCUACUUUCUCUCCGUCUCCUACUACUGCUUUCACCGACUUUUGCCGCCAUCAGUCAGACUUCUCGUGGUGAACCCCUGCCCCUCUUCUCUCUUACUCUCAGCCCAGAUCCUCCUAAUUUAGCCGUUCUAUAGCAAAAUCUAUAGUGCCUUGUAUCUGAUCAAAAUGUCCUGCAUUCCUUUACUGAGAAUCUGAAUCCUCCAAAAAGAAUACCCUUUUACACAUCUUAUCACCUCAUCGUCUCAGCUUGGUAUUUGUCCAUGUUGUACUGUCAUUUGGGGCCUAACAACAACCACAGAACAUUAGUUUGUGCUGCUAUAUGUUUUGUUUUUGCUGCUACUAGUCUUGGGUCUUAACGAGAUUUUCUGAUUAAUGCCAAGCUCGGCACAAGCUAGCUUAACCUUGGAAGAUAAUGCAGAUAUUUCAGCCUGUGCUUUGUGGUUUUGCAGAUGUAUUUGUUAACCUCAGAUUUUCUCUGCAUAAAUACCAGAACACGAGCAGUGCAUGAGAGCUCAAACUGCAAAAAAAAGUUUGUCUGCUCGUCUGAGACCAAGAACCUCUGCCGUGUCCGCUUGAGUUAAAACGUAAAAAUCCUGUGUGCAUGGUGAGAAAAUCAAACUCACAUCUAUUUAGUGUAAUCCCGGAAAACACUGUUUUAAUCUCAGAAGUGAAAACAGGGUUAACUGACUCGUGGUUUUAUUGUACUGAAACACAGCCAGUUGCAUUUCUUUAUCUUUGAGUGUUUGUAACAGGCUUUAUUUCCGCUGCUGGGACGUGAGAAAAUUAAGUGGUUCUUGGUCUCCUGAUUGACUCAGACUGUAUGUGGAGGAGUGUCGAUGCUAAAAUUUAUAACAAGAAGAAAGUUUGCCUUUAAUUUACAUUUUCCAAUAAUUCUGACCACAAAGAACAGCUGGAUUUGACUUUUAUCCUGAUGUUUUUCAGCAGUUAGUCUUUAAAGAUACCUUCUGUAAAAGUCUUCCAGAAAAAAACAGUUUUGGUGUCACUGCCCACCCAAAGCAGCAUUACGGUCAUCUAUAUGCACAAAAUGAUUUUGCAUAGCUGCCAAACAACAUCAGCUACGUAUGAUUAAAACCAUGACGUGUGCAGAUGAUGAGCUUUGAUAAUAUUAGGAUGUUUCAUGAACAGUCUGGAUCCCCUCUUAUGGUUGAAAGUGGUAUUACACAAGAGUAGUUUCUCUUUAGAUCUGCAACACAGUACAUAAACGUAAAGCCGUAUUCUGAUGUGGUUAAAACUUAAUCUCCUUUUGAACAAGAAUUCUUUACAGAAAGUACCUUUGAUUACUAAUCAGCAUAAUCGCAAACCACAAUCAAAUAAUCAAUCAUAACUGUAACCAAAAACUGCUAAGUGACCCAAAAUGUCGACUUUAUUUGAUGCAACUCAGAAAUCAGAAGUGUUUCCAGCCCCGUUUCAUGAAACUUUCAUGUCUUUAUGUUGCCGCUGAAUAUAAGCUUCACUUCCACCUAAAUGUGAUGUCUGAUCCAUUCAGGGUUGAAUAUUUAUUUGUGAUAAUCAGUGUCCCUUCAUCAGAUUUUAACCACCUCCAUUUUGAGGUUUUUAAUUACUUUUAGUUAGAAAUUGAACCCCUAAACAAGCUCUCCAGAGUCCAAAUCUAUUUUAAAGUUUUCUUCUCUUUCUCUGCCCUCUUCUCUCGUUCCUCUCUCUCUCUCCAUUUAAAUAAGACUUUGAUAUCUUCUGUGAAUGUGAGCAUCCGUGAAAACAAAAACACAAGGUAACCUAAAUGUGUGCUUCAUGGUAAAAUCUCUCUGCAUAACUGAGAAACAGCAAUAUUGUAAACAGUGUACCUAUCUCUGUGUGGAAAUGUUUCCUAUGUUAAUGUCUCUUCACACUCUGUAAGCACACCGAUACAGAGAGAUGAACACACUCACGCUCUGAUGGCUGAGGCUGCUGCGGGCGAGGCUGAGAGAAUAACUGGACAACAAAAGGGAUGAAAUUUAACCUCAGUUUUGAUUCGAGAAUCAUUUUCAAUUCAAUUUUAUUUAUAUAGCGCCAAAUCACAACAAACAGUCGCCUCAAGGCGCUUUGUAUUGUGGGUAAAGACCCUACAAUAAUACAUUUCAAGUCAGAGAAGUCACCAAAGUGGCAAGUGACCCUGACAACACCAGGAAGUCUCUAAAACGUAUUUAUUGAGGUCAGAUCCUCAAUUUAUGCAUGUUUCAUUGUUCGAUUUUUGGAUGAAACAUUCAGAUCUCACAAACAAGAUCCAAGGGAGAUUUGGAAACUGUGUUUCCAGAAAUGUAAAACUUUAAAUUGUCAGUGUAACGUGAUCAGAUACCUUCCUGCAAAUCAUUUGAUAAAACCCUUUUAAAGCAUGUUGGGUUUAAAGUCGACCGGGCUCUCAGAUGGAGCUUGUUGGCUUUUCUCUCCGUCAGUGUCUCUGCUCUGCAGCCUCGGCUAAAGGGAACACUUGUGGUUGCUCCUGCACACUGCUGUGGAUAACGUCCUGUUUGUGCCCGUGGAAUCAGCUUCAACAUGAUUCUUUUGAGAACUGCAGUGCUUUUGCUUUUCUGCUCAUCAGGUGCUCAGUUUAAUACAGCCAGCUGCAGGAUUUAGUCCAUGUGGUUACAAACCUUUCAUUCCUGCUCGAACUUGAUGUGAGCGUCGCCGCUAAAUGAGAGAACAAGCGGCAUGUCACACAGUUGGGUUGUAGGUUGAGCUAUGUUGUGCUCUCCUUGGACACAAACUGCUGUCCUGGUAGCACUGAAUAAAUACUACCGUUUAUUUAAGCUGCUUUAAAACUGUUCUCAAAAGUUCCUUGAAGACUUCAACUCCUCUUCUGGGAUGAGAUGAAAUUUUAGCACUGGAAUUAUCAAAUGUUAAAUCCAAAUUAGCCACAUUUCAUUUCAGCCACAUUUCUGAAAAAUUCCUGCAUCCGUAGAGUUGGUGGAACAGUCCAAAAAUGCCCUGAGAGACAGCUUUUGACCAACAUGACUUGACAUUAGAGCGAUAUGCAGAUGACUUACUGCUUUACCUUCACAAAUCUUCAUCACAGUCACAUCCCAAACAAGCUAGAGAAACUGAAAUCAGUCCACAUGUUGUACUUUGCAUCUGUUUAUAGUUUCACACUGGAAAUGUGUCGCUACAAAUCAGCUGUUGUAGCACGGCGUUCAAUGCUUAAACUCCACAGAGUUGGGAUCUGCUGACUCCUUUAUCUUAGGCAAGCAUUAUUGGACCACAGUGAUGGUGGAAGUUUGUCUUUGUACAGUAAACGUACAGUAACAGUACAGUCGAUAUAUAUAUCGGUUUGAACGUAGUGUACUGUGUAAAUGUGGAGCUUUCUCUGGUUUGGCCGCUAAGCGUCACCAGUUAUUAAUCUCACGAUAAAGAAAGCAUUACAGAUGUUUUUAUCACUUUGAUUUGCUGUAUUUAAAGGGUGUUGCCACUCUUUUUACCUGAUUUUGCUCUUUAACUACAAACUCUGUGUACUGCACAUUUUUGCUGACUGCAUUUUAAAUGAUAUUCUUUGUUUUUAGAUUGGUUUCCUCACUUUAAGGCAGCAGGAAUGAGGAAUUUGCACCCUUGUCAACAUCCAGCCACUGAAACUCCACCUCAUAUCCAAAGUCCAUUACCUUUACCAAGUCCAUUAUCUCUCCUAAGCCAAACUGUGUCUGAAAAUGUAAAAUAUUCUUUAUAUCUGAAUACCAUUAAGUCUAGAAAUAUUUCCACAUUUACUUUUUGGUUUCAAACUGGACACAGACCUCAGCCUCCUGGGUGAAAGUUUGAUGCCUUCAUCACCCACAUAUCGGUAAUGACAUUUAUUGUGGCUGAUAAAUGAAAAUUUAAAAUAUAAAGAGAUGCGUGAAACGCCCUUCAGCCACGUUACGAGUGUUGAUGUUGCAUAGUGUGCCCACCAGAGGGCGCUCUGCAACUUCCGUGUCGGAAAUAUGUGUUUGGACUGAGACAAGCUACAACCAGCUGAUACGACUAAUCCACGACUGAUUCAGAACUGCACUGUCAUAUUAUCUUAGUAAGGACUCACAGAUAAGUACGCAUAACAAAUAUUUGUGUUUCAUGCAUCCAGAAGAAAAACGUAUCCACACUUAUUUAUUUGCCAGUCUAAUCAAUUUGGUCCCGAUAUGGUUGUUACUUUUUAGAUUUUUCUGUGGUCCUCUCAGUCUGAGUGCACCUCCUGUUACUGCGGCUCACAGGAACGUAUUGCAUCAUAUGUGAAUAAAAGUUGUUGGCAUUGGAGGUGUGGAGGUGUUAGCUUCCUCCAUGCUGCACCAUCAGCUGCUGAUGGAGUGAUUUAAACAACAAGCGGCAGAACUGAUCAACAAGCUGAAACCAGUUUUCAGUAUCAGACUGAUAUCUGACCCAAAUAUCUGAUCAGUGCAUCUGUAAUCUGGCUGGCUCUGGAGGAGCAUUAUUAUUAUGUUGUUGGAACACAGACACGGGGACCUUCCUCAUCUUCAGUAACUGAAGAUGAAGCUGAGUUGAAAGAAGUGGAGUUUAUUCUCAGUGGUUUCAGCGAUUUAUUUCUCCCAUACUAACGUGAAGCCAGGAGCUCCUGAUUUUCAGAGCUGAACUGACACCAGCAGCUGCCUGAAAGGAAGGAAAUCAGUCAAGUUUGGAUCAGCAGGAAUGUAAAGUACGAAGAUUUGUAGUUGAUGGGCUGGCAGACUCAGAGUCGGUGGUUCGGUCCUUUAAAUAACUGACGGGUGUCUGAGAAUAUAAUGUUGAAGUCAUAGAAACUAACUCAGCACUGGUUGUUUUAACAUUAAGAGUCUUAAGAUUAUACAGUAUAUAGCCUAUAUUUUGAUAACUUCACUAAGUGUACUUUUUGUUCUCUGGUUUUGUAAAGUGUGUGUGCGUGUGUGUUACUUUAGUCCGUGAGUGUGAGUCACUCCUGUUUUAAAAGUGUGUUUAAAAGCUGACGAACGCUGAAGCAGAAACAGGGGAGAACGAGCAUCGGACGUCUUCUUCCUAACAGGUCCUCACUGCAUGCUCUCUCUCUGUAACCUUCUCUCUCAGUAUUUUCUCAUUCGGGGUUUUCAGUAUACUGUAUGUAUCUUCUUCUCAUCAGCAUGGAAAUGCUUCUAAUAAUAACAACUCUAUGACUAUAAUAAAGAUUUGAUGUUUUUCUAAA